This is a messenger RNA of Aspergillus candidus, 978 nucleotides long. RefSeq names its product terpene synthase family protein. Lineage: Eukaryota; Fungi; Ascomycota; Eurotiomycetes; Eurotiales; Aspergillaceae. The record is from RefSeq and is a predicted model, not a curated record. The coding region runs from base 1 to 978 and encodes 325 amino acids. The transcript is spliced from 2 exons.
AUGCGCCAGCAGCUCAAAUUUCCUGACUUUGGAAUCGUGCCGACAGGAAUCUCCCCGACCUCAAUCGUCACUCAAGCCCAUAUUAGCUUCCUGAGGGACAUACAAAUGGACCCGGAAGUUGACACGGACAAGAUUCAUCAAAAGGCCGUCGCCGAAGUAGCCGCAAUCCGACUGUUCUUUCCGGAUGUGCGGACGGAAGCCAUCCAGAUUUGCAUGGCUGCUUGGCUGAGCACUCUCUGCACGAUCGAUGAUAUCCUCGAGGAGAUGGAUCCACCAGCCGCCGAAGCAGCCUUGGGACAGUCUAUUGAGAUAGUUCUCGGGCAGAAUGAGCUGGACCUGAAGGUCUAUCUGACGCCCCACAAAAAUCAAGUCGCAUUCAUCAUGACGCGGCUUCGGAACUACUGCAGCCACCACCUCACCGUACCCACGGCGGAGGACUUCCUUGCAGAGGUAGCAAACGUGUGCAAGGGCCUGGUCAGCGAGCUUGACUAUCGGGGGGGCAGCAGCACUGGUCUCGGAAAAAGGGAUCUAUCCACGUAUCUCCAGAUCCGAGUGCGCACGAUCGGGAUCGGCCCUUUCUUCGCGCUGAUCCGUCACUUAUAUUGCUCGGGAAGCCGAAAGCAGGCAGACAUGAUUGGCCUGCAACGGGCCGUCAGCUUAGCAGCUGGUCUACAAAAUGAUCUCAUUGGGCUCGAGAAGGAUCUGCGCAACGGCGAGUCCAUGAAUGCGGUUGUCGUGGCGUUGAGGGACAUGGGCCGGGAGGCCUCGGACCAGAAUUGCCUUCGCGAGGCGACCUGCCGCGUGACGCACAUUCAUAACGAGUGCGUUGAGGCUAUAUUUAUGAUGCUGGAAGGCUGGAAUAAGAAUGAGUUUGCGGGGAUGGCCGAUGAGGUGUCCUGUUGUCGGGUUAUUGCCGCGUUUGUCGAAUCUCAUAUGAAGUGGUGUGCCUCUGCGAAAAGGUAUCAGCUUACCAUUUGA